UACGAAGAAAAAUUAUCCCAGGUAACGAUAACGGGAAGACUUGCAAGCUCUGGUAACUUAGAGUGUUCCACAUUAGGGGAAAACUGGAGAGAUGAAGACCCAUUUGGGAGGGACCUGGUAAGUCAGAAGCCACAGUUUAGGCAAGAGACUGUCAAUCAUAUAGGUGCGCUCAUUGAGAAAAAAGACCACUCUAACAAACCUGGGACAGUUUUUCAUCUGAAUACAUUUUCUUAUGUAAAACACAUAUUUCCCAUUGAAGAGAGAGCAUACAAUUUUGACACAGAUAAGGAAAGCUUAAAAACACAGGCAUUUGUUAAAAAACACAAGCAAGUCUGUGGAGGAAAGAAACUUCUGAAAUGCAAAGACUGUGAGAAAACUUUCAGCAAAAUCUCUACACUGACUCUUCAUCAAAGAAUCCAUACCGGAGAGAAACCCUAUGAAUGUAUUGCGUGUGGAAAGGCCUUUAGCCAGAGUGCCCACCUAACUCAACAUCAGAGAACACACACGGGAGAAAAACCCUUUGAGUGCGCCGAGUGCGGGAAAGCCUUUAGCCAGAAUGCUCAUCUUAUUCAGCACCAGAGAGUUCACACUGGGGAGAAGCCUUAUCGGUGUCAGCAGUGCACCAAAGCCUUCAGCCAGCUUGCACACCUCGCUCAGCAUCAGAGGGUCCACACAGGAGAGAAACCCUAUGAGUGCACUGAGUGCGGGAAGGCGUUCAGCGAUUGCUCCUCCCUGGCUCAUCAUCGAAGAAUUCACACGGGAAAGAGGCCCUAUGAAUGUGCUGACUGUGGGAAAGCCUUCAGGCAGAAUGCUUCUCUCAUCCGCCACCAGAGGUACUAUCACACCGGAGAGAAACCCUUUGACUGCGUGGACUGUGGGAAGGCUUUUACAGACCACAUCGGACUCAUUCAGCAUAAGAGAAUUCACACCGGAGAGAGGCCUUACAAAUGCAACGUGUGUGGGAAGGCGUUCAGCCAUGGCUCCUCCCUGACUGUACAUCAGAGAAUUCACACGGGAGAGAAACCGUACGCGUGUGCGCUCUGCGAGAGAGCCUUCAGCCACCGCGGCUCGCUCACUCUUCACCAGAGAGUUCACACCGGGGAGAAACCCUACGAAUGCAAGGAAUGUGGGCAAGCGUUUCGGCAGAGCACACACCUGGCUCAUCACCAGAGAGUUCACACUGGAGAGAAGCCUUAUGAGUGUCAGGAGUGCGGCAAGGCCUUCAGCCAGAACGCACACCUUGCCCAGCAUCGGAAAACACACACGGGAGAGAAGCCUUAUGAGUGUGAGGAGUGCGGCCGGGCCUUCAGCCAGAUUGCACACCUCGCCCAGCACCGG
Molecule: messenger RNA, 1338 nt
Organism: Myotis brandtii (Brandt's bat)
Lineage: Eukaryota; Metazoa; Chordata; Mammalia; Chiroptera; Vespertilionidae
Product: zinc finger protein 470-like
Exons: 1
Biological process (GO): regulation of transcription by RNA polymerase II
Cellular component (GO): nucleus
Molecular function (GO): RNA polymerase II cis-regulatory region sequence-specific DNA binding; DNA-binding transcription activator activity, RNA polymerase II-specific
Source: RefSeq, a predicted model, not a curated record